AUGAAAGGGACUGCGGCUGUGAUUCUCACUGGUUUUGGAUUAUUUCUGCUCCAACAUUGGGCUACAUCACAGUUCCUGGAACCAGACUGCGGACUUACGGGCAUUGCCAAUAAAAUAACUUACGGCCAGGAUGCAGUACACGGAAGCAAUCCUUGGAUGGCAUACAUUUACAGAACUAUCAAUCAAAGUGUAACAGAGUUUGUAUGUGGAGGAACGCUUAUCCAUAAACAAUUGGUUUUGACCGCUGCCCACUGCAUUCUAAAAGACGAAAUCCUGGCAGUGCGUCUGGGUGCUUACUAUUCGCAGAGCAAUACCAGCACAUCCAUGGAUUACGCUGUGAAUAAGGCGUUCCGGAAUAAACUUUUUAACAGAACGGAACAGCACCACGAUAUCGGGAUAUUGAGGGUGGAACCGGAUGUGCAAUUCACUGCUUAUAUCAGACCUAUCUGCAUCUUCACGGAUCCCACAAAAAUGCCCAAUGUGAGAACUUUCAGGGCUGCAGGUUGGGGAAAAACUGAGAACGAGAAAAUAGCAAGGGUGCUGCAAAUAUUGGAGGUGAACGAACUGGAGCCAUCCGAGUGCUAUGACGCGUUGUGGACGAGGAUAAUCGAUGGCCAGAUCUGUGCUGGUCAUCGCAUCGGUGACACCUGCCUGGGAGAUUCCGGAGGUCCUCUGGUCCACCCAGUCCACAUUGGUGGUCAGGUGCGGUACAUUCAGCUUGGAAUCGUCAGUUUUGGAAGCGCGGAAUGCCGCAGUCCAGGUGUCUACACGCGGGUAUCCAAAUACAUUGACUGGAUCCUGAAAGUCGUUGAUAAUUACACGAUACGAAUGAUCGAAUUUCGAAGAGCCCCUGACAUCACUAAGAAUUAA
Molecule: messenger RNA, 870 nt
Organism: Drosophila rhopaloa
Lineage: Eukaryota; Metazoa; Arthropoda; Insecta; Diptera; Drosophilidae
Product: CLIP domain-containing serine protease B15
Exons: 4
Coding region: 1-870 (289 amino acids)
Biological process (GO): proteolysis
Molecular function (GO): serine-type endopeptidase activity
Source: RefSeq, a predicted model, not a curated record